AUCCUAUUUAAGGGCCAAUACCCGCCGCCGGGAUAUAUAUUCGUGCCUGCUGGUAAUAUCUUUAUAACUCGACACUGCCGCGAUUUGGCCAAGAAGACAAGCGAAGAUAUAUAUGCUUAUUAUCGUCAUAAGAGUAAGAAAAAGUCGGCAAAGCAAGAGGGUCUAUAUGUGCCAAAGGACAUCUUUGAAAAGGUCAAAUCCGAGUAUGAAAGGAGGAAAACCUUGGCAGACGAAAAGGUUUUGCGGAGUUUGACCAAGAACUACCCUAAUAUGCCACCAGCAGACAAGGCGAAAAUUUUCCAGCGUUGCUGUGACCCUGAAACCUUGAAGCCUAUGAUGUACAAUACACAUAACGUCGUUUAUAGCCACAUUAGGGAUCGAUAUACAGCUUUCAAGUCGGUCUCUGGUGACAAGGCAAGCUCGAAAGGAGUAAACGAGGCACAUCGACAGGCUGAGGAGAUUCUAUCGAACUGGAAGGGCAAAUAG
Molecule: messenger RNA, 486 nt
Organism: Clonostachys rhizophaga
Lineage: Eukaryota; Fungi; Ascomycota; Sordariomycetes; Hypocreales; Bionectriaceae
Source: the annotation of a GenBank genome assembly